Hyaena hyaena (striped hyena) is the source of this 4651-nucleotide messenger RNA. It is a transcript of the gene ADAM10, whose product is annotated as ADAM metallopeptidase domain 10. The transcript has 16 exons. Gene Ontology annotation, biological process: membrane protein ectodomain proteolysis; Notch signaling pathway. Gene Ontology annotation, molecular function: metalloendopeptidase activity involved in amyloid precursor protein catabolic process. The record is from RefSeq and is a predicted model, not a curated record. NCBI's taxonomy places the organism in Eukaryota, Metazoa, Chordata, Mammalia, Carnivora, Hyaenidae. Gene Ontology annotation, cellular component: plasma membrane; synaptic membrane. The coding region runs from base 230 to 2473 and encodes 747 amino acids.
AACGCGGGGAAGGGAGGAAGGAAACGAACGAGGGGGAGGGAGGUCUCUGUUUUGGAGAAGCUGGGAGCUUUGCCGGCCCCUGAAGUGGAGCACGAGGGUGGUGCUUCGCCGUUUCUCUUGCCGGGGGAGGUCCCGGCAUCCCGUGGAGACUCCGGACCAAGCCCCUUCAGCUUCUCCCUCCGGAUCGAUGUGCUGCUGUUAACCCGUGAGGAGGCGGCGGCCGCGGAAGAUGGUGUUCCUGAGAGUGUUAAUUCUGCUCCUCUCCUGGGCGGCGGGGCUGGGAGGUCAAUAUGGAAACCCUUUAAAUAAAUACAUUAGACAUUAUGAAGGAUUAUCUUAUGAUGUGGAUUCAUUACACCAAAAACACCAGCGUGCCAAAAGAGCAAUUUCACAUGAGGACCAGUUUUUACGUCUAAAUUUCCAUGCCCAUGGAAGACAUUUCAACCUACGGAUGAAGAGGGAUACAUCCCUUUUCAGUGAUGAAUUUAAAGUUGAAACAUCAAAUAAAGUACUUGAUUAUGAUACCUCUCAUAUUUACACUGGACAUAUUUAUGGUGAAGAAGGAAGUUUUAGCCAUGGGUCAGUUAUUGAUGGAAGAUUUGAAGGAUUCAUCCAGACUCGUGGUGGCACAUUUUAUGUUGAGCCAGCAGAGAGAUAUAUUAAAGACCGAACUCUACCCUUUCAUUCUGUCAUUUAUCAUGAAGAUGAUAUUAACUAUCCCCAUAAAUAUGGUCCACAGGGGGGCUGUGCAGAUCACUCAGUAUUUGAAAGGAUGAGGAAGUACCAGAUGACUGGUGUAGAGGAAGUAACACAGACACCCCAAGAACAUGCUGUUAAUGGUCCAGAACACUUGAGGAAAAAACGUACAACUUCAGCUGAAAGAAAUACUUGUCAGCUUUAUAUUCAGACUGAUCAUCUGUUCUUCAAAUAUUAUGGAACACGAGAAGCUGUGAUUGCCCAGAUCUCCAGUCAUGUUAAAGCAAUUGAUACAAUUUACCAGACCACAGACUUCUCUGGAAUCCGUAACAUCAGUUUCAUGGUGAAACGAAUAAGAAUCAACACAACUGCUGAUGAGAAGGACCCUACAAAUCCCUUUCGUUUCCCAAAUAUUGGUGUGGAGAAGUUUCUGGAAUUGAAUUCUGAGCAGAAUCAUGAUGACUACUGUUUGGCCUAUGUGUUCACAGACCGAGAUUUUGAUGAUGGUGUUCUUGGUCUGGCUUGGGUUGGAGCACCUUCAGGAAGCUCUGGAGGAAUAUGUGAAAAAAGUAAGCUGUAUUCUGAUGGUAAGAAGAAGUCCUUAAACACUGGAAUUAUUACUGUUCAGAACUAUGGAUCUCAUGUACCCCCCAAAGUCUCUCACAUUACUUUUGCUCAUGAAGUUGGACAUAACUUUGGAUCUCCACAUGAUUCUGGAACAGAGUGCACUCCAGGAGAAUCUAAGAAUUUAGGACAGAAAGAAAAUGGCAAUUACAUCAUGUAUGCAAGAGCAACAUCUGGGGACAAACUUAACAACAAUAAAUUCUCACUCUGUAGUAUUAGAAAUAUAAGCCAAGUUCUUGAGAAGAAGAGAAACAACUGUUUUGUUGAAUCCGGCCAGCCUAUUUGUGGAAAUGGGAUGGUAGAGCAAGGUGAAGAAUGUGACUGUGGCUACAGUGACCAGUGUAAGGACGAGUGCUGCUACGACGCAAACCAACCGGAGGGGAAGAAAUGCAAGCUGAAGCCUGGGAAGCAGUGCAGCCCAAGUCAAGGUCCCUGUUGUACAGCACAGUGUGCAUUCAAAUCAAAAACUGAAAAGUGUCGGGAUGAUUCAGACUGUGCAAAGGAAGGAAUAUGUAAUGGCAUCACAGCUCUGUGCCCAGCCUCUGAUCCUAAACCCAACUUUACAGACUGUAAUAGGCAUACACAAGUGUGCAUUAAUGGGCAAUGUGCAGGUUCUAUCUGUGAGAAGUACGGCUUGGAGGAGUGUACCUGUGCCAGUUCUGAUGGCAAAGAUGAUAAGGAAUUAUGCCAUGUCUGCUGUAUGAAGAAGAUGGAUCCAUCAACUUGUGCCAGUACAGGGUCUGUGCAGUGGAGCAAGCACUUUGUUGGUCGAACCAUCACCUUGCAACCUGGAUCCCCCUGCAAUGAUUUUAGAGGCUACUGUGAUGUUUUCAUGCGGUGUCGAUUAGUAGAUGCUGAUGGUCCAUUAGCUAGGCUUAAAAAAGCAAUUUUUAGUCCAGAGCUCUAUGAAAACAUUGCUGAAUGGAUUGUGGCUUAUUGGUGGGCUGUAUUACUUAUGGGAAUUGCCCUGAUCAUGCUAAUGGCUGGAUUUAUUAAGAUAUGCAGUGUUCAUACUCCAAGUAGUAAUCCAAAGCUGCCUCCUCCUAAACCUCUUCCAGGCACUUUAAAGAGGAGGAGACCUCCACAGCCCAUUCAGCAACCCCAGCGUCAGAGGCCCCGGGAGAGUUAUCAAAUGGGACACAUGAGACGUUAACUGCAGCUUUUGCCUUGGUUCUUCCUAGUGCCUACAAUGGGAAAACUUCACUCCAAAGAGACACCUAUUAAAUCAUCAUCCCCAAACUAAGCCCUCACAAAUACAGUCGAAGAAAAAAAUGGCAAGAGAUCAUGUCCUCAGACCAGGUGGAAUUACAUAAGUUUUAAAGCCUGAAAAUUCCAAUUUUUGGGGUGGGGGGAUGGAAAAGGAACCCAAUUUUCUUAUGGACAGCUAUUUUUAAUGUAAUGGCACAAAGUCUUAGAAUAUUAUGAUGUGCCCCGUGUUCCCUGUUCUUCGUUGCUGCAUUUUCUUCACUUGCAGGCAAACUUGGCUCUCGAUAAACUUUUAUCACAAAUUGAAAUAUAUAUAUAUUUUUUUCAACUGCCAAUCAAGGCUAAGGAGGCUCGACCACCUCAACAUUGGAGACAUCACUUGCCAAUGUACAUACCUUGUUAUAUGCAGACAUGUAUUUCUUACGUACACUGUACUCCUGUGUGCAAUUGUAAACAAAUUGCAAUAUGGAUGUUUCUUUGUAUUAUAAAAUUUUUCCGCUCUUAAUGAAAAAUUACUGUUUAAUUGACAUACUCAGGAUAACAGAGAAUGGUGGUAUUCAGUGGUCCAGGAUUCUGUAAUGCUUUACACAAGGCAGUUUUGAAGUGAGAAACAAUUUACCUUUUUAUAAUGAUGGAGUCGGUUCUGAUAUUCAUCUUGUCUUCAUCAAAUGGCUGCUAAGAGCACAUGAGCGGCUAUGCUGAAGAACACAGUUACGUGUGCAGACUGGACAUAUGCAGCAUACUACUUCAGAGUUAGUUCCUACACAGAUGUCUCAUUUCUGCUUACUUAUUUUAAACUUUCUAAUUCAAUUCCAGUUUUGAAUUGAUAGGUGAAAUUUUAUUCAUGGCUUUGGUAGAAAUUAUGUCAAUGAAAUGAUUUUUUUUGUUUGUUUGUAGCCUGUUAUUUGUGCUUUCCAUAUAUCUAAAGUAUGCUAAUUAUGUUUUUGGUUUUCUCUGAUCUGGAAAAGAAAAGCUGGGUCUUUUAUUUUAUCAAAGUACCAGAACAGUUUUUUCAGCAUAUUAUCACUGAUCAUUGGUAACCACUAAAGAAGGGUGAUUUGCUCAACUAGUAGUUAAAAUUGUAGAUAGGCCUUCUGACUUUUUUUUUCCCCUAAAAUAUUUUAACAAUGAAGGUGAAACAGCACAAUGUCCCAUUCCAAAUUUAUUUUUUAAACAGAUGUAAAUAAUUGGCUUUUUAAAGAAAGAAAGCAAAAUCAUUUAAUGUAUUAACAGGCUUAUUGCUAUGCAGGAAUGGAAGGGGGCAUUAUAAAAAAAUUUUAAGCUUGUGACAUAUUUAUUGCUUCUGUUUUCCAACUACAUCACUUAAAUUAGAAGUAAACAGCUAUGAUUUUUCUGGCUUCACAUAGGAGGCAAAUUUAGGGAAUGGUGAAAAGAUUUGUGUUUUUGGCUUUUUUUUUUUCCUUUUUGUUUCUUAAGAGUAUAAGGUUUACACAAUCAUUCUCAUAAUGUGACGCAAGCCAGCAAGGCCAAAAAUGCUAGAGAAAAUAAUGGGAUCUCUUCCUUGUAAACUUGUACAGUAUGUGGUGACUUUUUUCAAAAUACAGCUUUUUGUACAUGAUUUAGAGACAAAUUUUGUACAUGAAACCCCAGAUAGACUAUAAAUAAUUCUAAACAAACAAGUAGGUAGAUAUGUAUGUAAUUGCUUUUAAAUCAUUUAAAUGCCUUUGUUUUUGGACUGUGCAAAGGUUGGAAGUGGGUUUGCAUUUCUAAAAUGGUGACUUUUAUUCUGCAAGAGUUCUUAGUAACUUCUUGAGUGUGGUAGACUUUGGAACAUGUACAUUUUUUGCCUGUAAUGUUAUCCUGUGGUAGGGUUUUGGCAGGUACACACUGCCCUAUUUUAUUUUGAGUCUAAGUUAAAUGUUUUCUGACAAGAGAUACGUGCACUGAACUCUUUCCACUGCAAAUCAAGAUGUGGUAAAACAAAAGGAUCAAGACAAAUGAGAUCUAAUACUACUGUCAGUUUAAUGUCCACUGUGUUUUAUACAGUAUCUUUUUGUUCACUUUGGAAAUUUUUACUAAAAAUUGCAAAAAAUAAAGUAUUGUGCAAAGAUGUAAGGUUUUUUGAAACUUGAAAUGCAUUAAUAAAUAGACUUGAUGAAAUCAA